This is a messenger RNA of Dovyalis caffra, 3330 nucleotides long. The record is from the annotation of a GenBank genome assembly. Lineage: Eukaryota; Viridiplantae; Streptophyta; Magnoliopsida; Malpighiales; Salicaceae.
AUGAAGAAUAAUAGCAACAAAGGAGAAAAUAACAGCAACAAUCAUAACAAUAAAAACAAUCGGUUUCUUCCUAAUUCUUUGAAAUUCAUUUCUUCUUGUAUUAAAACCGCUUCUUCCGGUGUCCGGUCAGCCAGUGCUUCUGUUGCUGCUUCUAUCUCCGGUGACCACAACGAUCGCAAAGACCAGGUGCUGUGGGCAUCAUUUGACAAACUAGAGCUUGGUCCUGGUUCCUUUAAGAACGUUCUUUUACUUGGAUACUCCAAUGGCUUUCAAGUCAUUGAUGUUGAAGAUGCCUCUAACGUCACUGAACUUGUCUCGAGACGUGAUGAUCCAGUUACAUUUUUACAGAUGCAGCCCCUCCCUGCAAAGUCUGAGGUUUGCAAAGGAGAAGGAUAUAGAGCAUCACAUCCUUUGCUCUUGGUUGUUGCAUGCGAUGAAACAAAGAGCUCAGGUCUAGUACUCAGCGGGAGAGAUGGCUUUAAUGAGCCUCAUACGGGAAAUGUUGCUAUCUCUCCAACUAUCGUUCGGUUUUACUCACUGAGAUCUCAUAAUUAUGUUCAUGUUCUGAGAUUCCGUUCAACUGUGUAUAUGGUUAGAUGCAGUCUGCGGAUAGUUGCUGUGGGUCUUGCAACACAAAUAUACUGCUUCGAUGCUCUCACUUUUGAGAACAAAUUCAGUGUUCUCACUUAUCCUGUCCCUCAGUUGGGAGGUCAAGGAAUGAGUGGGGUUAAUAUCGGAUAUGGUCCAAUGGCUGUGGGUCCUAGGUGGUUAGCUUAUGCUUCUGACAACCCUCUGGUGUUAAACACAGGCCGUUUGAGUCCACAAAGUCUUACUCCUCCUCUGGGUGUCAGUCCGUCAAGUUCACCAGGCAGUGGGAGUCUGGUUGCUCGGUAUGCCAUGGAAUCUAGUAAGCAAUUAGCUACUGGUUUGAUAAAUUUGGGAGACAUGAGCUACAAGACUCUGUCUAGAUACUGUCAUGAUCUUAUGCCUGAUGGUUCUAGUUCUCCUGUAUCUUCAAAUUCAAGCUGGAAAGUUGGUCGUGGUGCAACACAUUCAGCAGAUUCAGAUACUGCUGGAAUGGUUGUUGUGAAAGAUUUUGUUUCCAGAGCUGUGAUAUCACAAUUUAGAGCUCAUACUAGUCCGAUUUCUGCUCUGUGUUUUGAUCCAAGUGGUACACUUCUGGUCACUGCCUCUAUUCAUGGGAACAAUAUAAAUAUUUUUCGAAUUAUGCCAUCCUGUUCUCAAAGCGGCCCAGGUGCUAAGAGUUAUGAUUGGAGCUCUUCUCAUGUGCACCUUUACAAGCUCCAUCGUGGCAUUACCCCUGCUGUUAUACAAGACAUUUGCUUUAGUCAUUACAGUCAGUGGAUUGCCAUUGUUUCAUCCAGGGGAACUUGCCAUAUUUUUGCGCUUUCCCCUUUUGGCGGUGAGAACGUUCUUCAAAUACAUAAUUCCCAUGUUGAUGGGCCAACUCUUUUGCCUGUUAUAUCCUUACCAUGGUGGUCCACUCCAUCUUUCCUGGUAAACCAGCAUUCUUUUUCUUCAUCACCACCAUCGCCUGUUACCCUUUCGGUGGUAAGCAGAAUAAAAAAUAACAACUCUGGAUGGCUCAACACAGUUAGCAAUGCUGCAUCUUCUGCAGCAGGAAAGGCGUCAAUUCCAUCUGGCGCUAUAGCUGCUGUUUUCCAUAGUUGUGUGCCCCAGGAUUCGCAACCUGCACACUUGAGAAAAGUUAACUCUUUGGAGCACCUAAUGGUUUACACUCCUUGUGGUCAUGUAGUUCAAUAUAAACUGUUGUCAUCAGUUGGGGGAGAGCAAAGUGAAAUUGCUUCUAGAAAUGGGCCAGCUUCUUCAGUGCAGAUGCAAGAUGAGGAAUUACGAGUGAAUGUUGAAUCUGUUCAAUGGUGGGAUGUUUGCCGAAGAGCAGAUUGGCCAGAAAGAGAGGAAUGCAUUUCUGGAAUCACUCGUAGGGGGCAAGAAACUAAAGAGACGGUCAUGGACAUGUCUGAUUGUGAAGAUGAUGGUAUUGGGCAUUCACAGUUGGUGAAGUCCCAUGAACCAUCUCACUUGUAUCUCUCCAAUGCAGAGGUGCAGAUGAACUCUUGGAGAAUACCUAUUUGGCAGAAAUCUAAGAUGUAUUUCUAUGCGAUGAGUCAUCUGGCGCCUAAUGAAGAGAACAUCAUUGAAGAUCAGACUGGUCAAGAGAUUGAACUAGAGAAGGUUCCUGUUCAUGAGGUUGAGAUUAGGCGGAAGGACUUACUUCCUGUUUUCGACCAUUUUCACAGGACUCCUGAAUGGAGUGAACGGGCUGUAGGUGGUGUAAGGUACUCAACUUCAUCUUCUGGAUCUCGUGGAGUUAAAGAGUCUGAAGAUGCUGUUAUUUCCCACUCCGAGCUGGUCUCAGCUCCAAAUUCAGACGGUGGAUCGUCAACAAAAUUUUAUCCCUCAAUGCUGCAAGCUGUUAAUUCUAAUAAAGCUGGUGAAGGAGGGAUUUCUUCGUUGGCAUCACCCAUUCUGUAUGAAAGCUCUAUCAACAGAGAUAGUGGUUCGAUUUCAUUCAAACAAACUCAAAUGGGUGCUUCUCCUGCUGAGAAUAGUAAUUUUAUCAAUAGCAAUGUAACAUCUUUAACAAAUGGUCCACUUGCUGCUGGAAGAAUGAUUGCUAAAGAAGUUCAGUCAUCAGAAAGUGGUGUCACCAGCGAAGCUUCAAACAUUAGUUCCAAUCGUUCUGAUUUGAGUAUGAACAUUAUUGAUGAGGGACCAGCAAAUGAUUCCUUAGAUUUUGAGCAGUUUUUUCAAGAGGGUUACUGUAAAGCAUCAGACUUGAAUGAACGUCAAGAAUCAACUGAAGUUCUUACAUUUGUGGACAACAACAGCAGUCCUUGUGAUGUAGAUAAAUCUGAGGAAGAUGGUGACAAUGACGACAUGCUUGGAGGUGUUUUUUCUUUCUCCGAAGAAGAUUUGAUUGGAUUCUCAAACUAUCUGCAUGUUGAUGUCCGUUUUCCUGUUUUCAAGUUCUGCUUAGUUGAAGGUGCUUUUCCUUACAAUUCAAUUUGUUCUGCAAAAGUCAGCCUAAUGGGGGUGGGAUAUCAGGUGGAUUGUUUUGAUUCGCAUGCACUGCGAAUUCAGGUUCUUGGUUUCAGUCCAGUUCUUAUUUGUCGGCAAGGUUCAGGGUUUGAUUUCCGCAACUGCCUUGGGGUUCCAGAAUAUUGUCUCAUAUGGACAGGGAUGACUAGUCUGGUCUGGUCUGGGCUUGGCCGGGCUACCUCCUGUGAACAGCCUUGUGCUGGGAUACACUUCCUACCAUGCCCAAAAGAAAAGAAAUCAAUGUAA